Molecule: messenger RNA, 10478 nt
Organism: Anopheles funestus (African malaria mosquito)
Lineage: Eukaryota; Metazoa; Arthropoda; Insecta; Diptera; Culicidae
Gene: unc-13-4A
Product: BAI1-associated protein 3
Exons: 13
Coding region: 1812-5816 (1334 amino acids)
Source: RefSeq, a predicted model, not a curated record
AUUUAUAUAUAUGCCCCAUAAUGCAAAUGCCAGAAUCGUUACAAGAAACACUUUAACAACAAAAUAGAAUUUUGGCACCAAAAUUAACUCCACACUGGAUGUACGCAAAAAACGCGCCAACCAGCUAUCUAGGUAUCUCACGCAGCACAAAAGCACUCACCAUGUUCAUCGGCACUCAUUUUCCCCAAACUAUUUCCAAGCGUGGAAAACAACUCUCACGAACAAUUUUCUCUCUUGUUCCAUUAACAAAAGCAUUCUACCACACUAACAUUUACGCAUCGAAUGUCCUCAAGAGAUUCAAAUUCUCUUACUCUCUCUCUCUCUUUCUCUCUCGCUGUGUAUUUCUCUCUUUUUCGUACCUCUUGUUGCCUUAUCGGUGGAGUUGGUUGAUAAAAAUCGUCCCGUACCGAGCACGUUCAGUAGUGUGUUGACCGUGGCCAUUGAUGGUUGGAAAUUUUUCUCUUGGGGCAACCAUUCUGUGCGCAACCGAACGGCAUCGGUAGUGGUAGUGGUGGAAGGAAGUUGUUUGCUAGUGAUGGUAGAGGAAGUAGCUUCUGCAUUACAACAUCCUUCCCUUAUCUCAACCACGGUAAAAGGAUUUAUGCGUUCGUGCGCGUGUGUAUAUGUGUGUACGUUGUGUAUUUGUGUUUGAGUGUACAAUCUGUUGAACGUUCUUUGCUGCCAGAAGGCAACAAAACGAAAGCCUCCAGUGUUUUUUGGCAUGGUGUGUGCGACUUGAUACGACCAGUGUGGCGUAGUGUGGUACUGUGAAGGAAUCAUCAUAAAUAGGACGAAACCUAUUCCUGUUUCUAUUGUACGUUGAAUUUCGACACUUCGUUCAGUGGAUAUAUGUAUAUAAUGGAUUGUGAGAAGCAAAUGCAACCAGGAAGUGGAAUUUAUUAGAACAUCAUCAAAUGGUGGUCGUUCCUCGGGAUGUAACGUACUUGCGUGAUGCAAUCAAUACAAAAGAAACGAUAAAUCAGCAACAUUUUUGUACAACACUAUCACCACAGUAAUCACACUUCUGCGAAAACGAAAUUUCACUCCGUUCGUUAGCUGUCGGAUGGUAACAUACGAUAGAUGUAAUUCGGACAAAAGCAAAAACUUGACGAAUAUUUGGACGUAAAUGUAUUCCAACAAUACUCGCAAUCAGACGUACGCCUUAGAUUGCUGGAAAACUGACCGUCACAGCAAGCGGCUGUUGUACAAGCGUUACGGUAAGAGGUUCGUUUCGUUCGCUUCAUUCUUGCCACUCACACCAGCUCUAGGCGUGAUGUGAAGUGGUUCUAGCAAGCUUCUUACCUUCCGACUAUGAACGCUGGUCAUCAAACGAGCCCGCUACAACAACGCUCAACUAGUGACAUUGAUGUUGUUUCCAGUGCAAGCACAGCGGACAAAGGCAUGCCACGAUCGCUCCGAAACACGACACCAGUACUCCAACGCCCGCUGAGACAUUCGCACGUACUGGCGAUGAUGCUGUAAAUAAUCGUAAGCCCUGUGUUUGGGGGUUACAAACUAGAACCGAGUAGGCUGACAUAAAAGGGCAGCAAAAGCGUCAAUUUAUUUGUUUCUCCCACAAAGGUGGCAUACCGUAAAGCGAACCAGUCCAAAAGUGUACAUCGAGAACUAGAACAUUUUUGCCCACAAUAGCUGAUAGAUAGCAAGUACGUGUUGAGCGUGGCACAUUCUGGAGGGAGAAGAACGAAUAACAAACAUUAAACAAACAACAAAACACGUCUGUGUGCUUCCGUACUGAGUAACACCGGAGAAGAAAGAAGAAGGCAACAGUAAACACACUCACCAGCCAGAAGAUGAGCUUCUUCAGUUCACUACAGCAAUACGUGACGAGUGGGGUCGCCGGGCUAGGGUUAAAUCCACGAAGGUUUUCCCUAUCGCGCCAAGAAUCGGCCGAAGGUUCUUCCGGACCCUCCGGUGGCCACUCGUCAUCGUCGUCCUCCGUCACCUCGCCGUACAGUAUGGGCGGACCGGGAAGCGGUGGUGGUGUAGGCGGUGGUAUGGGCCACAGUCCCGGCCCAAGCCCGGGUGGCCCCGGCAGCAGUAGCCAAGGAAUGUGUGGUCUCGGUUCAAGCAGUAACAUCACAUCCGGUGGUGGAGGUACAGGCUCCACUGGACAGGGUGUAACUGGUGGCACAUCGACAGCGGCAGGAACAUCGCUCGGUUAUGGCAAGGUGGCAACACCAUCCAGCCUUGCAGCACCGGGCACACCGCCCAUUCGGCGCCAGUCAUCCGGCCGUGGUCUCGAUGCACUCGUACCACCACCCCGCCAGGGUUCGUUCCGUGGCCGCAGCUCACCGAUCAAUCCUAACCCGCCGGACAAACCGUCGUUUUCCGUGUGGAAACGGCGCCCGUCGUGGCCCGAGGUGGAAAUUAAAUCGUCAUCCGGUGUGCAGGAAAAUGAUGGUUCCUACUUCGAAAGCUUCACUGCCCUGUCAUGGAAGAGCGAAAACCGGCGACUGUCCGCAGUGCGGGCGGUAGAAACGAGGGCCGAAAUACUGCCGGAGAAUGACAACGAUCGUCUGCUGGAGGAUGAUAUCGAGCGGUCGGAACAGAAGGAACAUCUCUACCUAGAUGUGCUGUACGCGAUUGCAAACACGGUCGGAGCACCGGCACCUGGUGGACAGUUUGCGCACUACAAAGAGGAGAUGUACCUUCAGGCACAGCGCGUGUUCAACGUGUCGGCCGACCGGCACUAUCGGCUGCUGCAUGCCGCCACCGAGGAAAAGCCCAAAAUCAUCGUGCUCACCGUGAUCGUACAGGAAGCGGAAGGGCUCGAGGCAAAGGAUGCCAACGGUUUCAGUGAUCCCUAUUGUAUGCUCGGCAUACAACCCUCCGGUACACCACCGCCUCCGUCGCCCCAACCACCGAUGACACCGCGCACCCUUUCCGACACCGGCAUGGACAGUCUCGAUUCGCCCGAGCAUGGGAAACUGCGCAAACAUCACAGCUUUCGGUUAAGCUUCAAGCGCAAAGAUGGUCGCCAACAGCGGGACUCGGUCGGUCCGGUUCCGGCUAAAUUCAUCCGUGCGACCUCCGUCAAGCCGCACACACUGUGCCCGAAGUGGAAUGAAAAGUUUAAAUUUGAUAUCGACGAUAUACAUUCGGAUCAGCUACAUCUGGACAUUUGGGACCACGACGACGAGAGCAGCGUGCUAGACGCUGUAUCGCGACUGAACGAAGUGAGGGGCGUUAGGGGUUUAGGUAGAUUUUUCAAACAGGUGUGCCAGUCGGCCCGUCAAGGCUCGCAGGACGAUUUCCUCGGUUCUAUCAAUAUUCCAGUCUGUGAUAUUCCUUCAACUGGCUUGGAGGGUUGGUUCAAGCUGGAGGCACGCAGCUCACGCAGCUCCGUGCAGGGCCGCAUACGGUUGAAGAUGUGGCUAUCGACGCGGGAGGACCGCGGCACGUCCGAGGAGGACAACACGCUCGAGGUAAAAAAGUUCGAACGACUGCAGACAAUCUUCAUGAUGCACGAGCUGAACGCCUUCGAUCCGGCCUGGAAGUGGACUGGCGAGCUGGCCGGACCGUCGCUAACCAUCCUUCACCAGAUGGCUGUGCAAAGUGAUCUAUCGGAUCUACAAAUUUCUUUAGCAAAAUUGGUAGCUAUCAUAAGAAUCAAUCGCAAAAAGCCACUAGACACAAAGUUCGUCCACCGGCAGCUGAUCGAGGUGGACAAGCUGUGGAUCAACAACUACAACAACGAACCCUUGACGCGGGAACUGGAGCAAUGGUUGGCCGAUUCGUUGAACGGUUUCGUCGAACGGUCGCUCUGCCAGAUGCGACGACAUCGGGAAAUAUUCCCAGCACUUCAUCCGCCAUCGCUUGUCCGGUUAGAGUAUCUGCUCCGUUGCCUCGGGCUGCUCGGUUCGAUGCGAGCCUUCCGGCAGGUAAGCCCAUUCAGCAAAGGUGUACGGGGCGAGAUCGUUGGUGCACUGCGGAAGGGCUCCAUCACUUGGUCACAGGCGCAGCUACGUGAAUCGCAACGAUCGCCCAACCCAUUGGUACAUUACACGACGAUUCUGAUAGCGGACCUGCAGCUGGGCAUUACCUACUACCAUGGACUAUUCGAUUCGACCAACGGCAUACAGUAUUUUAGCAUUGUUUACAAACAGUUUGAUUCAUUGCUCGCUGAGGAAGUAACUAAUCGGAUUGAGUGUGGUCAGCUGCCCGGUACGAUAGUUAAUCACUGGACGAUUCUGGACCACGAUCGGGAACCCGAUACUGCACCGUUUGAGAUCUACUUUGCGCUGCAGGAGUUUCACAACAUGAAAUCUCAUCUCUCCGUAACGCCACAACCGCCAGAGAAACCGCUCGGGCUGCAGAAUUUCCACGAGUGGUUCGAACCCGCCGUACAGCGAUGGAUUUCCGUCAGCAAAACGAAGGCAAUUCAACGCAUUAAGGCGGCCGUUAGCGUCGAUCAAGUGUGCGAAGGGGAACGCAUCGUAAGGCACAGCACGUCGUCCAUCGAUACGGCAUCCUGCUUUUAUCAGAUACGCGAGUUUUGGAAAAAUCUUGCCUGGCCUGAUCACAGUUCCGGGGCGCAUUACGAAACGCUUAUCAUUGAUCUGGUCUGCACGACGGCGAACGUUUACUCGGACCUGAUUCACCAAGGACUUGCCGAUGGUGGGACGGGAUAUUACGACAAGCAAGCCCAACAGCAACCCCGCUCAACGGACGAACUGUGCGUGAUCGUCAACAAUCUGGAGUAUGUGAGGCGUGGACUUGCGGAAUUCCAUCCAGAAACGCAUCAGCUGCCAGAAAACGCUGAAACCUUGCUGGAUAAUACGAUCGCCCAGCUGGAGGCCAAGGCAGACCGAGUGCUCACCAAACUAACUGCCUCAAUGCAGGGUCCGCUUCAGAAAUCCGUGUUCCAUCUCGCAUGGUCGCCGGAUUCGUUACCGGCCAAUCAAGCGGUAAUGCCGCUGCUAGAGUAUCUCGAUUCCCAUCUGGCGACGCUCAAUGUAACGCUACUCUCGCAAAACUUUUACCGUGCCAUGACUCUCAUCUGGAACAGCGUGCUGACGGAAUUCGCCAAACAGAUGGAUGCGGGCGGCGAAGGUGAAAAACCCACCAAUUUCCACGAUCGCAUGUACGGGGCGCUUCAGCUACUGGGCGAAUUCUUCAACGCCGAGGGUCUUGGUUUGCCGCCGGAGAUUUUGCACAGUGACACCUUCUGGCGGGUGGAACAGCGCUUGCAGUACCACAAAACCGACACGGAUCAUCUGAUCGAUCUGUUCUACAUGCAACGACUACAGGAGCAGCUCAAUACGAUCGGUCAAACCUCGCUCGGAUCACUGUCGGUAAAGGCGUACCUUAACCACGAUUCACUGUGUGUGGAAAUUCUACACGCCAAGGAUGUGAUUCCUCUCGAUCCAAAUGGUUUCAGCGAUCCGUUCGUGAUCAUCGAACUGUUGCCCCGGAGGGUGUUUUCACACUGCUCCGAACAGCAGACGAAUGUGCAUAAGAAAACGCUCAAUCCGGUGUUUGAUGAGUGUUUCGAGUUUUCCGUCACCCAAGAACAGUGCCAGGUAGAAUCGGCCAUGAUCGUAUUCACUGUGAUGGAUCACGAUGUACUAACGGCAAACGAUUUCGCGGGCGAAGCAUUCCUUGCACUGAACAACAUCCCGGGUGUGGCCACUAAUUUCAACAUCGACAACUUUAACGGUUUGGCACAGAUUGAUCUACCGCUGCUUGAAAUGAAAGAUAAAAAUCAUCCAAUAUUGCAAAUUCUUGAAGGACGCGUUAAUGACAAAAAUUCGAUGGAUUUUCUACGCAAGCAGAAGGCUCGUGUUGUUGGUUAAAAUGCAAAUUAUGAAGAAAAGUGAAUGUGCAACAUGUGAACCCCGGAAUGGAAGUAAAAUGGACGACAUAACAGACUAAGGACAUCUCCUAAAAAGAUGUAACUAUUGGGUACCGAUAGUUUAAAGAAGAUGGAACGUUGUUCCUAAUUCCCCACACAAAAAAGGGCCUUCGGACCAGCUGAACAAGCUUACCAAGGUAUCUCGAGCUCAAAAAACCCAUAAACACAAACACACGCAGGAAACCAAACAUUGAUGCAGAGCAUCAUUCUAGCAAAAAAACAAAAAAAAACAUAAAAUGGAUAGUGAUGGUAUGAUAGAUCGCAACAUUUACGCAUGGUAGAGUUUAUAUUAUCCUUAUACAUGUUAGAUUGCACCAAACAAAACAGCUGGCAAAACUCUUGUAAGACUUUAUGCAGCAUUUUAAAUUACUCAUCGUUCGCAUCGUGUUCCUUGUGUUUUAUAUAGCCAACCAUUGCCUUCUAAAACAAACCCUUACAAAGCAUACUUGUGUACCGUAGAAUGCUGAUCGUAGUUUAGAUGUAUAUACCACCUCUGUAGGGCGUACCGGUGAAGCGUAUAUAGAGCCAUUAGAAUCCUGCUAAGGACAUCCUUCAACAAUGCAUUUACCAUUGACGUUCACUCAAAGUCAACAAAUAUAGAUGUCGAUCAACUCAAUCUUUGCUACAAAGUAGUGUGACACGCUGUGUCUCUCGUAAAUCAGUGUACUUUUGGGUGAUCGGUACAGGUAUUCCGUACCCGUAAAACUAAAUAUUAACCUACCACUAAUGACACUACUAGGGAAAAAUGUAUUUUUAACGAUAUAACGUACAACUGCGGGAAAAACGUAGUACUAAAAACAUGUAAUCUUAGGCGAGAAGGGCUGAGGACACAACUUUAUGCAACCGAUUUCCUGAAGCUUUCUUUCUGAGCUGCUGAUGGGAUUGAAUGAAAAAGUGGCUAACAACAUACAUAAAUGCCUCGAAACAUAAGGAUGUGGGGUAGUUUUAAAAAAAAGUGCGAACCAGUACAGCUAGCUUUCGGUAUCGAACAAGUAAACCAUCGAUUGGGACACGUAUCAAUCAAUUAUAGGGAACGUAUUUGAUAGACCAUCGAUGUGGGAAGUAAGCAAGAGAGGGUUGUAGAAAUCUAUAUACAAUUUAAAAAAAAAACCUUUGUAAGGAACUAUACAGUGUAAUGAUCUGUCUUCUACAAUGAACUACUUCACCGUCGGUACGGAAGAGUAUGGUUACUAACCGUAAAGACGAACGUAAUUUGUGAACGAUCGAGAUCGAGCGUACGGGUUGUGUGAGAGCACCUUGAUGAUUGGUAACAGCAGUACGAACGUGGUAAUAUUAUGUAUGCACGAGAAACAUCAGCUAUAGCAUCGAGUAAAUGACCAACGAGAAACGAAAAAAAAACAAACAUCCAUUGCGGACGAUUAACUUUUAAGCUGUAAAUUUUCACAAACUGCAGAUAUUUUCUUAUGAAUGAAUAAAUGACUCUAGGAAGUCGCCGAAACCGGAAGGAACCGAAGCAACAUGAUAGCGUUAAACUUUAAAGCAAAAAAAAAAACAAAACAAAAUCAUUGCGCCACAUGUUUGCUUUGGGUGUAACGAACCGGCGCAUCAUCUGUCCCUUCCUCUCAUUCGCUACAACAACCUUUUGUGUACACACGGCACACUUCGCUCUAGACCAAUUUUUCCUAUUGUGAACAAAAAAUACUCCCUCAAAAAAGAAGGGUUUAAGACACACACACAUUUAUCAUCGGUCCACUAAUAACCGACUGUACACGUAAUGGAAUUGUGUAUUGCUGAAUUGCGUGUUAAUGCGUGUGUUUUCAUCACUGUGUAGAAAUAUUAACAAAUAACACAUAGAGCACAUAAAUAGCUGGAACAUGCUGUAGAACCCAAUAAUCCAUCUCUCGUUUCUCAGCACUCAACCUUCAACUGCGUCACGAUUUGCACCGUACACCCCCAACCCAAAAAGCAUACAGAAAACAGUAAAUUUUCAAAAUACAGUAAACUCUACUACAGUAAACUUACUAGUGUAAAUGGUAAAUGUCGAGCUUAGAUGUGCUAAUCAACUAGUAGUUUUAGCGAAACGGAUCAGUUUAGUAGUCGCUUCAAUGGCAUAUUGCAAAAAAAAGGAUCGUGCUAGUUCGACUUCGUGUACUAUCCUCUGUGGUUGGGGACAGUUUCUUGCACACGCAAGACAGGAUAGUGGCAGCAACAACAAAAAACAAACAAAAACUUGUACAGAUUAGCGCCCUCCGCAUGUAUUUUCUACAAUGGCCAAGCUUUAAACUAACCAAAGGAAAACGUGAAUGGAUGUGUAUGUGUGAUGUGUGAUGAAUGCAUCCUACGUAUCCCAGUCAUAAUAUCAUCAAUCGAACAAAAAUCAGAGAGACAAAAAAAACCACUCUACACAACAAAACAAACAAAAGCAAACUGAUAGGGUGUUUCGUUUCUUGAUGUACCUACCUAAACGUUUAAUAUGAUCCUCGAUAGUGAAAGGAACAUUUAUGGAACACCUCUGCAGGAAGCAAACAAGCUGCUCUAUUUUUUAUAGCGAGUGAUUCUUUUUUUUAUCUGAUCUUUAUAUACCUAAACUUUUCUAAAACAGCUUGCUUCUGGUACUUUCCGAACUGAGGAUAAAGAAUAUUGUAACGAAACCACGAAAGUGACUAACAUAAAGGUGACAUUAAUUUCACAUUGCGAACUUUUCUUUUUGGUUCUCCUGUUUGGUCGUUGUUGUGUGCGCAACAAGAUCAUUUUUGUAAUGGAAAUUACUACGGCAGGUUGCCUCCUGUAAAGCUAUCAUAAAAAAAGCACUCAAACUCUAAUAUGAUAAUGUGACAAACGAUAGAGCUAAACUCCUUUAAACAAAACGAAUGCAACCUUAUAUACACUCACCUUUUAGGAUAUCAUAAUAUACCACCCUAUCUAUUUAGAGCAGCCUUUUUCUAGUGAAUCUAAAAAAACAAACACGCAAAAACCUUCCUAAACUAGCACUAACACAUAAUUCUCCCAUCCUUUCCCUUCCACCAACGCGGGCUCCGUUUCAUCGAUCGAGUUUGAUCGAGCUUGACACAUCAAGCGCGCGCCAUUUUGUAAAGAAAAACACACACUCAUCGGACUAAUGUUCUAUAUAGUAGCAUAAAACGCACGAUCACGAUCAGCGCAAAGAAAAGGAUAUUCUACGUUUUAGAAGAGCACACACACAUACACGUUAGAUCACGUAGAAAAUGCUUGCAGCAUACAAACAACAUCUUUCCGCAUUGAGUUGAAAUGUCAGACUUCUUUUUACAGCACACUAAACUAACUAAGGGACAAAGAUUUGAAGCGUUUCAUCAUCACAACAAAACAAAAACAAACUAACAAAAGCAUCCUUACAAAACAGUACAACUAUUUUACUCGCCCCUCAAAUACGAUUACCGUGUGGGAAUUAGAUAAAAAUCAAAAUAAAACCGAUUAAACGAUAACAAUCGAUUAGUAGUAAUGUGUGGAAGAUGUGAAUGUAACAUCAGAAAGGAUCAUUAAAGGCGAUAAAGAAAGGAAGAAGAAAGAUAGAUAAAGAAAGUGAAAAAGAGGAGAUAAAGCCAAAGAAAACAGAAAUCGCAAAAUAGUCUAGAAUGUUUUAAUCCCAUUUUGCUGUCUGUGGCCCCAUGUGUGCUGGUUGUGCAAUAAGGCCACAACACAACUACUGCAAGAGACGUGGAAUAAUACUGUGGAAGUCAAGAAUCCGGAAUACUUUAUGUACUACUGCAGUAAACAAAAACACACAGACAAAAACCAAAGAAAUAUUGUUUAACGCUAAACUAUACGCGGCCACACAUAUACUGAUAUAUGUAUAUUUUUCUGUACACCAUUUUGUACCAACAACCAAAAAACAAAAAAAAAACAUCUAACUCCCGUGAUAACCGUGGUAUGGUGGUAGUAGCUCGAUCGAAGGCUGCGUUAAAAAAAAUAAACCCAGUCUGUAGAGUACGUACGUGCGUUUUGUGCGAAUGAAAGAAGCGGAACGGAAUUGUGUUUUUACUCUUUUAGCUAAUACGUUUUUCCUAUGCUGGAAUGCCGAAUUUUAAUUGUUGGAAAUCAAAGAAUUUAACUAAAUGUUGUACAACUACCAUAAACUAUAUACAUUUAUAUAUAUACAACACACACAUACAUGCGACAUGGUGCGGGUAUCUCUAGCAAAUGGAGUAAUGAGAGAGUAUGUGCCCGUAUCAAUGAAUCAAUCAUUCCUACGAUCAAGUCCAACACUAUAAAGAAACAGCUAAUAAUAACAGCAAAAUCGCAUUCAAAACAUAUAAGACUUAUAAUAUUUGUAUUGACAACCAAACAAACAAACAAAACAUAAAAACAGAAAGGAAAAGUCUCCAAAAAUUAUGUUCCAUGUGACCAGGAAAUGGGUGGCGCGCAAGUGAACAAAGAGGUGAAAAAACCCGUAGAUGCCACCAACAACUAAAAACUGAUGGACAAUUUAAAAGUGCACAAAACAAAACGGAUUCACGAUCAGUAUGUAAGUGUAAAAGUGUGUGUGUGUGUGACAAAACAGAAAAAAGGGAAUCAUAUGUACCAAGCGACUGUGAAAUCAGUAUUUUCGAGUAUUAUCAAAAUGUAUGAAUAAAAACAAAAAGGAUAUCUGUUCAAACACUAUCGA